Messenger RNA from Carassius gibelio (silver crucian carp), 1333 nucleotides. RefSeq names its product protein unc-119 homolog B. Gene Ontology annotation, cellular component: cilium. The record is from RefSeq and is a predicted model, not a curated record. Gene Ontology annotation, molecular function: lipid binding. Gene Ontology annotation, biological process: cilium assembly; nervous system development; lipoprotein transport. NCBI's taxonomy places the organism in Eukaryota, Metazoa, Chordata, Actinopteri, Cypriniformes, Cyprinidae. The coding region runs from base 106 to 840 and encodes 244 amino acids. The transcript is spliced from 5 exons.
CGGCGUAGGUUCUCCAUAGUGACGCGCUACGCCAUCUUGCAUUCAGCGAGCGUCGAGCUCAACAGAAACGCAGUUCGCGCUCCGCCGUUGUGAGAUCCCGGAGAGAUGAACAGUCAGAGCUCCCGCAACGAAACGGCAGCUGCCGCAGUCAACGGUUCGGAUUCAACGGCAACGGCUCCUCGGGACCGCAAACCCGGAGGAGGUGUUCCGAAAAGGCUAAAAUCGCGACGAAAUCAAGUGGACCGACGGCCUGUAACGGAGGAAGAGCUGCGGGCGCUGGGGAGAGAAAUCACUCCGGAUGAAGUUUUGGGACUUCGCGCAGUCACUCGCGACUAUUUGUGUAAACCAGAGGACAACAUCUACAGCAUUGACUUCACACGGUUUAAGAUCAGGGACCUGGAGACGGGCACUGUCCUUUUUGAGAUUGCCAAACCACCACAGUGUGACCUUGAUGAGGAGGAUGAGGAAAACGGAGAGGUUGACACCAGCGCCGGGCGCUUUGUUCGCUACCAGUUCACACCUGCGUUCCUUAAGUUACGCACAGUCGGAGCCACGGUGGAGUUCACAGUUGGCGAUCGACCUGUUACCAACUUCAGAAUGAUUGAGAGGCAUUAUUUUCAAGAGCGCCUCCUGAAGAGUUUUGACUUUGACUUCGGCUUCUGUAUCCCGAACAGCCGGAACACGUGUGAACAUAUUUACGAGUUUCCUCAGCUCCCAGAUGACCUCAUUCGAUUGAUGAUUGAGCACCCGUAUGAGACUAGAUCAGACAGCUUCUACUUUGUGGACAACAAACUCAUCAUGCACAAUAAAGCAGACUACGCUUACAACGGGGGCCAGUAGUGCCUCUUCAACAGGGAACCUGACAAUUGUUUGUUGGAGUGACCGUGUGGUUUUGCGUGGAAUGCAAAUACAGGAACGCCCCUCACUACCAGAGAACACGGUGUUGUCACCAGCAUUACGAUCCCGCUCCAUCGACCCGAUCAACUGGAAAUGAAUGUCCCACAUUCCACAAACUGCACGCACCACUUGUGGGUUUGGCCCAAAAAAAGUGGAGCCUUUCUCCUCCACCACACUUGACUAGCCGGAACUGAAGAAUUGUCCUGUCAUCCUGCUUUAGGGUGACUAAAAUUGAGGAGUUUUGUUUCGUAACCUUUGUUGUCUUACUUGAUGCACCCACCACCUUUUGUCCUGUUUUGUGAGAUUUUUUUACAACUCUGAAAGUUGUUAACAAAUUAAAUCCUGAAUGUUUAAAUGGGGUCUUUCUAAAUGUCGUAAACUGAAGCUAUCCUGUCACGUAUAUCUUUGGCUAUUAAACAGAAAGAGAGGUUAUGCA